AUGAAUCAGACAGGCUCACAUGCAAAUGAUAUUGGCCUUAUAUGUUCACGAUUCACCGGGUUCAGGCUGGUGAAUGGCAGCACACAUUGCUCGGGGAGAGUGGAGGUCCAAGUGCUUGGUGCCUGGGGCACCCUCUGCGACUCGCGCUGGGAUUUAUCUGAUGCCCACGUUCUCUGUCGUCAGCUCGACUGCGGAUUUGCUGUGUCUGCUCUAGGAGGAGGGCAUUUUGGGAAAGGAACUGGCCCUGUCUGGAAAGACACAUUCCACUGUAAUGGGACUGAACCCCAUUUGUGGCACUGCCCGGUUACUGCCUUGGGGGCCCCUCAGUGCUUGCAUGACCGUGAUGUUGGUGUGAUUUGCUCAGGUGAGUGGGAAGCCACUAGAAGCAUGCAGGUGUACAUGCCCUCUAGAAAACAGUCGUAUUCAAUGCAUUUUCCAUCUCCCCCGAGGCCAGGUCGCUCUGAAUCACUCAUACUGUUGAAUGGAGAGAGCUGGUGUGAUGGGCGAGUCGAGAUUUCCCUCGGUGGAACAUGGAGCAGAGUCCUGGAUGAUCAGUGGGACAUGAAUGAUGCCAGCGUGGUGUGCAGGCAGCUCCAGUGUGGAGAUGCUGAGAAAGCCUAUCACCCUGUGAAGUCGAAGCGAGGGACGGGUCCUGUGGGUUUUCGAAGUGUCCAGUGUGCAGGACAUGAGCCUAAUCUGAUGCUCUGUAACACCUCCCUGUCUGACACGGUGGAGGCAGGAAUUGCUGAAGAUGUCAGUGUUGUUUGCUCAGGAAGCAGGAAGAUCAGACUGGUGAAUGGGGCAGGUCGCUGUGCUGGGAGAGUGGAGGUUUAUUACCAGGGCACCUGGGGGACCAUCUGUGAUGAUUCCUGGGACUUGUCUGAUGCCAGCAUAGUUUGCAAACAACUGAAAUGUGGACACGCCAUUGAGGCAUCUGCCUCUGCUCGAUAUGGGGAAGGCUCAGGGCAGAUCUGGAUGGAUGAUGUGAACUGCUCUGGGAAUGAGUCGGAGCUGUGGGCAUGUCCUUCCAGGAGCUGGGGCCAACACAACUGUCGACACAAAGAGGAUGCAGGAGUGCUCUGUUCAGAAUUCAUGGAUCUACGGCUGGUGAAUGGUGGACGGCUGGAGGACGGCUGUGCUGGACGGCUGGAGGUUUUCUACAAUGGGACCUGGGGGAGUGUUUGCUACAAUCAAAUGACUCAAGCCACUGUUGAAAUUAUAUGUAAACAGCUGAGCUGUGGAGUUGGAGGUGCAUUUGCAAAAGAGUUUGCAUAUGGAGAAGGUUCUGGUCCCACAUGGCUAGACCACAUUGAGUGUCGUGAGCAUCACAGCUCUCUUUGGCAGUGCCCAUCAGAGUCAUGGGAUCUUCAGUCAUGUGAUAACCGGAUAGAAGAGACGCACAUUUCUUGCAGUGGAACAAAAGAAAAUAGAACACAAAACUCAUUUGCUGCGUGCCCAGGCUCUACAAACUGCACAGACAAGGAAAAGCUCCGCGUUGUGGGAGGAGAGGACGGAUGCUCGGGGAGAGUGGAGGUUUGGCACCGUGGCUCCUGGGGAACGGUGUGUGAUGAUUUCUGGGACAUGGCGGAUGCGGAUGUUGUGUGUAGACAACUGGGCUGUGGACCUGCUGUGUCUGCCCUGGGUGAGGCUGCAUUUGAGGAAGGGACUGGCCCUAUUUGGGUUGAGAAGUUGGACUGUCGAGGGACAGAAUCAUCUCUGUGGCACUGUCCUGCCAAGGCCUGGGAGGACAGUAACUGCCAUCAUAAGGAAGAUGCUGCUGUAAAUUGCUCUGGUGCGAUAGAAAUGAUAUCUUCCCCUACGGGAACAGAUCCACCUCGAACAGACAGUGGGAGAAACAUGGUGCCCAUUGUUAUCUGCAUUAUUCUGGGGGUCCUUCUCUGCUUGGUCUUAAUCAUUCUGGCUGUGCAGGUGCGAAAUGCCAGAGCACAGAAGAGAGCAUCCAAAAAAUUCAUGAAGCCCGUCUCUGAGGCUGUGUAUGAAGAGCUUGAUUACAGCCCAAUGAAGGAGAAAUACGAAUUAUUUGUUCAUUCAGAUGCUCCUGUCACAUCUGAAGGUUCCACAGGAAUUUACUAUGAUGAUGCCAAAGAAGUCCAUGACCCUGAAAAAGUUCUUGCAUCUAGGCAGAAUACAGAGGAAGCCACAGGGACCUCUGACAAAAGUGAGAGAAGCCAGGAUUCACAGAUAGAGGCCUCUGUACUGCCCAGAGAUGCCACCAGUGAUGGUUAUGAUGAUGCUGGUGAAAUUUCUGAUCCAGAACACAGUUCUGCUUUUCACCACAAUUAUGAGGAAAUCAGUGAAGUCCCAGAGGAAAGUGAUGGGAGAAGGGAUUCACUGACAGGUUGGAGUCUGCACUCUCUAAGAACUGAAGGGACCUCUGGAGCUGACAGAAAAGAUCCCUUCCUGCCUCCUGGGGACAUAGACUAUGAUGAUGUUGAAGAUGGCUUCGCUGGUACAUUGAUAUAAGAAUGUCUGUGUUUAGCACAAAAGCCCUGUGAGGACAUAAAUGCUGUAUAAAUAGAUGACUCUUCUCUGAAAUGCCAACUGGGCCAAAGAGUCAUGAGAGACAGUCCCUGCAUAGCAC
Messenger RNA from Alligator sinensis (Chinese alligator), 2602 nucleotides. RefSeq names its product antigen WC1.1-like. Lineage: Eukaryota; Metazoa; Chordata; Crocodylia; Alligatoridae. Gene Ontology annotation, cellular component: membrane. The transcript is spliced from 15 exons. Bases 1 to 2484 code for a protein of 827 amino acids. The record is from RefSeq and is a predicted model, not a curated record.